Paramuricea clavata is the source of this 2797-nucleotide messenger RNA. The record is from the annotation of a GenBank genome assembly. NCBI's taxonomy places the organism in Eukaryota, Metazoa, Cnidaria, Anthozoa, Malacalcyonacea, Plexauridae.
AUGACGUCGACAAGAAACGAGAAAGAGAACUACAACUGCAUUAUGGAAAUUAUGAAUGUUGCUGUGUGCGAAGGUCUCCGGGAAGUAUUCAAACAGGAAUGGGACAAACAUCAUGGUACAACAAAAGGUCUUUGGGACGACACUUGUAUAUCUGGGAUCGAAUUGUAUAACAUGGAGAAGCCAAGGUUGCAUGCUAGACCAACUGCACACCUAUUAAAUUCGUAUCAAUCUGGGAAGAGAAGUGAAUGGGAUAUGUCCGCUUUGUCGGAUGCCAUUCUAUUUUCCAACGCACUUAAAAAGCACUUGGCCCCACAUGUUUCGAACAAGGUUAAUGAAUUGAGAGUCCAACGAAAUCUUCCUACUCAUAAUUUUGGAUCGCAACAUAAAAUGCCUGAUGCUGCUUUUGACAACGCUUACAGGAAAGUUAAGAAUUGUUUCAAAGUAUUAAAGUUAUCCUCAGCAAAUGUUGAAAGAAUUAGAAGCUCUUCAAGCGGAAACUAUGAUAAUAAUUUAAAAAAGAUCCUCUACGUUUGGUGCUUGGCAAUUUUAAUUGGUGUGUCCUAUUAUUGGUUUACAGACGCUAGUCAUGCGAAAUCACUUUUCAGAGUCCUCCCAACCAGACCAGUUCAUUUGGUUGCUAAUCGAAGUGGAACAGUUAACGCAAUUCUUGAAGAUUUACAGAUUCUGUCCCUGAGAAAUAACCGUGCGUUGUGCUAUUUGUAUAUCUCUGGAAAUCCAGGAAGUGGCAAGUCUCAGCUUGCUAGGUUAAUUGGUCAGCGUUAUGGUGCAAGUAUUCCAGGAACUUGGUUUCGUUCCAGUACGAGUUGUUUUGUUAUGACUCUAAAUGGAAGAUCAUUACAUGAUAUAUUGGAAUCGUAUGUAGACUUUGCAGGACGUUUGAAUUGCGAUGAAAAUAACAUAGCAAGCAUCAGGAAUUCAAAUAAAACAACAACAGAAGUGAAAAUACAAACCAUUCAAAGGGAGAUUGCAAAAAUGUUCAGAAACUUCAAAGGCGAGUACACUUGGUUGUUGAUAGUUGAUAAUGUUGUAAAGCUGAGUGAAAUAUCUGCAUUUCUUCCUCAACUAGAAGAUGAAGACUGGCAAGGUGGUCAAGUGUUAAUCACCACACAAGAUAUGUCAUCUGUGCCAUCAAACAGUUCUCUGACUGUCCAUUUUUCAGUCAGCCAAGGCAUGGAUCCAGAAGAAUCACGUGAGUUUCUUACAGAUCUAUCUGGGCUUGUUGAAAAUCAAGAUUUAGUGAACAAAGUAGCAAAAGAAUUGGAUUAUCAACCACUUGCCUUGGCCUCUGCUGGGUUUUACGUCAAACAAGUUCGGGAAAGCAAAGCAUCGCCACAGUUUACUUGGAAGGAUUAUUUAAAAAAAAUAAGUGAAGGAAAGCGGGAACUAACGGAGAUGAAACUAACUAAAGUAAAUACGCCAGCAUACUCGCUAACUAUGUCCACAGCUGUUCAUUUGGCGGUCAUGAUGUCUGCAGAAUGCAAUGUUUACGUUUCUUUCCUAUGUUUCCAAUGAAGCUCAGUCACUGCAAAUAAUCGUCAGCUAUGUUCUUCGUGUUGAUAAAGAAAAAGAUAAAGAGGAUGUGGCACUUUCAAUUCUACAAUGUUCUUUGAUUCUUUAUUCAGACGACCAAAAAGUCGUUGCAAUUUCAUUGCAUCGUGUGGUACAUGACAGUAUCCAGUUGUACAUUGCCAAUUGUACGAAUGGGAACGCUAAAUCGCAUGUACCAUUAUACGUCUUUCAAUCGCUUCUCCAACAAAAAUGUGCACUUGGCGAAAUUUCUCCAAUUCCUCAUCUGAAAGAAUUUUAUGCGAGAACGAAGAAUCUUUCUUCAGAAGUAAUGGUGCUGAGUUCAAUGAAAAUUAAACUGAAGCAGAGAAUGCAAAAACAGAUUUUUGAUCUGACUUCAUUUCUAUCUCAACAUGGGGAAUAUUUAUUAUCAAAAAACUACCUAAUUUUAGCUUUGAAAAUGGCAACGAACGGAGAUAAUAAAGGUAAAGUUAACCCUAAAGAGAUUUUACACGUUUCGUUUCCAAAAAUUGGCGAGAUCUAUAACAACCUAGGUGCUGUAGAAACGUCGCUGGGAAACACCAAGCAAGCUAGAAAAUAUUUGAAUGAGGCUGUUAAAAUACUAUCGAGACAACAUGGUCGCUCGCAUAAAAGUGUUUCAACAUGUUUGAUUAAUCUCGCCGGUCUUCCUUGCUCAAACUCGGAAGAGUGUUAUGAAAAUGCAAUGUUCUCCAAACUAGCGCUUGACAUUGAUAACAGUUUACAAACCAAGGCCACACACUACAGCAAUCUUGGAAAAGAACGCUAUAAUGAAGGCGAAUUGGAUCAAGCUGAAAACGAUUGCCUACGAUCCAUUGCGACCCUUCGAGAAAUGUUGGAUGUACCAAGCACCGACCUUGAACUCACUUGUAUGCGUUUGGCGUUAUUGUUCUCGAAUUUGGGUGCAAUAUAUUAUCGUAAAGAGAACUAUAAUCUCAGUCGAGAACAAUUAACGAUAUCUAUCGAUAUAUAUCGAAAAGUCACAGGACCAACCAACCUUAAUCUUGCUUCUCCGUAUUACAAUUUGGGUCUUGUGCAUUCUAAAUUAAAUGAACUGGCAGAUGCUGAGAAUUAUUUUAGACGUGCCCUUGAAAUCUACUCUAAACAAUUGGAACCUUCUGAUGAGAGGAUUGCCAUAGUUUCACAAAACCUUGCAGGUGUGCUCAAAGAAACAGGUCAGCUACGCGAAGCAACGAUGUUAGAUAAUCAAUAUGGGACAUGUCGUACGUAG